Odocoileus virginianus texanus is the source of this 1183-nucleotide messenger RNA. It is a transcript of the gene LRRC18, whose product is annotated as leucine rich repeat containing 18. Lineage: Eukaryota; Metazoa; Chordata; Mammalia; Artiodactyla; Cervidae. Gene Ontology annotation, molecular function: protein binding. The record is from RefSeq and is a predicted model, not a curated record.
UGGAAUGGCGUGCAAAAGAUAAAGGCAAUUUACCAUCCUACCCCUCAUUUCACCGGCUAUGAGCUCCAAGGAAGAUCCAUCAUUUCCUUACCAUCAAAAAAAGACAGCAUUACCAGCAGUAUCCAGAAACUCACCUAACCAAAGGUGACAAAGUUUCACAGUCGAGGAGGAAGAACUGGGACAUCAGGGGUCUAUCUUCUAGCAGUUUCAUGUUAUAUUUCCUCUACCUGAACACCAAUCAAUGAGAACAACAUACUUCCUUUACUAAAAGAACAUGGCCAAGGGAGCAAAAGGCCCCAAGGGCAAAAAGAUCACCCUCGCUGUGGCCAAGAAUUGUAUCAAGAUCACAUUUGAUGGAAAGAAACGUCUUGACUUGAGCAAGAUGGGAAUUACCACCUUUCCCAAGUGUAUUUUGCGACUCACUGAUGUGGAUGAGCUCGACCUUAGCCGGAAUUUGAUCAAGAAGAUUCCUGAUGCCAUCUCCAAGUUCCAGAACCUGCGGUGGCUGGACUUGCACAGCAACUAUAUUGACAAGCUCCCCGAGACCAUCGGUCAGAUGACCUCUCUGCUCUACCUCAACGUCAGCAACAACAGGCUGACCACCAACGGGCUGCCCGUAGAGCUCAACCAGCUCAAGAAUGUCCGCACUGUGAAUUUAGGCCUGAACCAUCUGGACAGCGUGCCCACCACACUGGGUGCUCUGAGGGAGCUCCAUGAGGUGGGGCUCCAUGACAACCUGCUGAGCAACAUUCCCAACAGCAUCUCCAAGCUCCCCAAGCUGAAAAAGCUCAACACAAAGCGAAAUCCCUUUCCCAAGGCAGAGUCGUCGGAUAUGUUUGUGGAUUCCAUCAGGAGGCUGGACAACCUAUAUCUGGUGGAAGAGAAGGAUCUGUGUGGGUCUUGCCUGAGAAAAUGCCAACAGGCCCGGGACAAGCUGAACAAAAUCAAGAGCAUGGCCACAGCGACACCAAGAAAAGCCAUCUUUUCCACUUUGGUCUCACCCAACUCCAUGGCCAAGGAAUCCCAAGAAGAUUGGAGGUGAUCUGGGACCCUGACCCUUAAGCAGGAAGGGAAAAGGGAGGGGGAGGGAAGGUGACAAUGGGCUGCAUCCUCAGAAAACUGAGAGAUCCUGCCAUUACUGCAAUAGCUUCUCCAACCACGCCCAUAAAAUACCUUUCCCUAC